Xiphias gladius (swordfish) is the source of this 1252-nucleotide messenger RNA. It is a transcript of the gene phyhd1, whose product is annotated as phytanoyl-CoA dioxygenase domain containing 1. The record is from RefSeq and is a predicted model, not a curated record. The transcript is spliced from 11 exons. Bases 96 to 938 code for a protein of 280 amino acids. NCBI's taxonomy places the organism in Eukaryota, Metazoa, Chordata, Actinopteri, Istiophoriformes, Xiphiidae.
CGCAAGGUGAGUGUCAGCGUCAGGUUAGGCACGACGCCGCGGGGAGCCGUGAGUAACCGAAAGCCCGCGCCCACAACCGAGAAGCAAACAAAUACAUGGAGGACGGGUACGUGGUUCUGGACGGGCUGCUGACAUCCCAGGAGUGUGACGAACUCAGGCAGCGGAUGGCGGAGAUCGCGGACCAGAUGGACGUCCCGGAGCACUGCCGCACCACCUUCUCCACCUAUCACGACGAGCAGCUCAAAACACAGGGAAAUGCUGACUAUUUUAUCACCAGUGGAGAUAAGAUCCGCUUUUUCUUUGAGAAAGGAGUUUUUGACGACAAAGGGGAAUUCAUCAUACCAAAACAGCGGUCACUGAAUAAAGUUGGUCACGCACUACAUGCCUACGAGCCGCUGUACAAAAAGGUUACACAUUCACCCAAAGUUCAGGGCAUAGCUAAGAAGCUGGGUCUUGUGAGUCCCGUGAUACUACAAAGCAUGUACAUUUUUAAGCAACCAGGAAUUGGUGGGGAAGUGACACCUCAUCAAGACGCCACAUUUCUGUACACGGAGCCCCUGGGCAGAGUUAUGGGGCUGUGGAUCGCCCUGGAAGAUGCCACCGUCAACAAUGGCUGCCUGUGGUUUAUGCCGGGGUCACACAACAUCGGUAUCUCUCGGCGUAUGGUGCGCACCCCAAAGGGCACCUUUCCCCUGACGGACUUCAUCGGAAGGGAGCAGACCUAUGACGAAGAGAAGUUUAUCGCUGCACCAGUUAAAAAAGGUGGUAUAGUCCUGAUCCACGGGGAGGUGGUGCAUCGUAGUGCUGAAAACAACUCGGAAGACUCCCGCCAUGUCUACACCUUCCACAUCAUGGAAUCCCAGGACACCCGCUGGAGCCCCGACAACUGGUUGCAACCCACCGAAGAGCUCCCCUUCCCACCUCUCUACACUAAAUGAAGGAUAUCUUUUGGCUUUUGGCUGCACAGAAAAAAGACACAAGAUCCUCCCUUUCCUGAAGAAGGACCAAUAUGUAUGAACUGUUUUUAACCAGAGCAAAUGUGCUGCAAUUUCUAAUUGUUUAUCUUAUAUGGCACCAUCUGAUUCUCUAUAUGUGGGACUAGUAUGUUGCCCCUAAUCCAGAAAUGCUUCAACAGAAAAGUCAAAAGUGGAUUGAUGGUAACCAACUCACUUUUUUGCUGAAUGUAUCAAUGUGUUAAAUGCAAAGUUUUAAUAGACUGAGAAAUUAAUUUGAAUAAACAUUUUUAAACUUU